This is a messenger RNA of Cylas formicarius (sweet potato weevil), 2884 nucleotides long. RefSeq names its product calcineurin subunit B type 2. Gene Ontology annotation, molecular function: calcium-dependent protein serine/threonine phosphatase regulator activity; calcium ion binding. The record is from RefSeq and is a predicted model, not a curated record. The coding region runs from base 191 to 679 and encodes 162 amino acids. The transcript has 5 exons. NCBI's taxonomy places the organism in Eukaryota, Metazoa, Arthropoda, Insecta, Coleoptera, Brentidae.
UAGAGAAGCAUUCUGUCAAAUUGUUAACUCAUUUGUACUUUUUUUUACCAGAGCAAUUAAUUUAUUAUAAACGGGUAGAGAACGGGCAAAAAUGGGCAAGCCUACAUUAUUGCGAUACACCUCAGAAACAAUGUUAAUGACUUAACUCUUUAUGCAAAACGUGUUUUAGGGUAACGAAAGUUCCCUGCCCAUGGAGCUUUGCUCCAACUUCGAUGCUGAUGAGAUACGAAGGCUGGGGAAAAGAUUUCGAAAAUUGGACCUCGACAAUUCUGGAGCGCUCAGCAUUGACGAGUUCAUGUCUCUACCUGAACUGCAACAGAAUCCUUUAGUACAAAGGGUUAUCGAUAUAUUUGAUGCCGAUGGCAAUGGGGAAGUUGAUUUCAAAGAGUUUAUCCAAGGUGUUUCUCAAUUUAGUGUGAAAGGGGACAAGUUGUCCAAACUGAGGUUUGCUUUUCGAAUUUAUGAUAUGGAUAACGAUGGAUACAUCUCUAAUGGGGAAUUAUUUCAGGUCCUAAAAAUGAUGGUCGGUAACAAUCUGAAGGAUACCCAGCUACAGCAAAUCGUCGACAAGACCAUAUUGUUCGCCGACAAAGACGAAGAUGGCAAAAUAUCCUUCGAGGAGUUUUGCAACGUCGUCGGCAACACGGACAUCCACAAGAAGAUGGUCGUCGACGUUUAGACCAAAAAAAAAAGGACGUAGUACGUUUAAAGUCAAACCAUUAACAAGCAAGAAACGUGUUAUUCUAGUUUAAAAACAUAUGUAAAAGAGUCGAUGUAUAAUUAGCCUCCUCCUCCCCCUCAGUCACAGCUUCUUCACUCCACACAGUUACGUCACCUAUAUAGUUCUUGGAACUUGAGGGGGGUAGCUGUAAGUACAUUACAAAGAAUCUAUCCUCUUUUGGCACUGUAAAAAAAUAGCUCUUUGCAUGAACCGCUUGUCGCUAGUUAGAAAAUAAAAUUGUACAGGGUGACCCCUUUUGCGACGGUAUCAUCGUACGGGUUACGUUAAGAAUAGUUAAAGAUGCGGGGCCGGUCGAGCUAGAUAUAAAAGGGCAACGCGAUUAAAUUGUCACUGGCGGACUAGAAAAUAUUUUAAAUCGACCGGAUUCUUGGAUUUCAGUAAGCUUGGACCAGUAUUUCGAAUUUCAGGAAAACUAAAGUUUUAGUUUUUCGAUUCCCUUCUCAAAAACUAAGCUAAUCUUACAAUCGGCACUUUGUGUUUGUCGUUUUUUGAGAAAAAAAAAAGAUUGAAAAUCGGAAUUUUCCCAAUUUUCGGUCAAGUGUUUGAUAAAUUUGGUUAGAAAAAUGGUGAUAUUUAAUUUGGUGUGUGAUACAUUUGCAUUAGACAGUAUUUAUUAAUUUUAUAAGAAGGCACCCUACAUGACGAACUUAUCCUUCAAUUUAUUUAAAUUCAUGAAGUACUAAUUAUAAUGUGAGGUUAGUUUUUUUUUAUCAAGAAUCUAACAAUUCUCAAAAAUGGGGUUCCUUCCGUUUAAAAUUUCAACUUCUGUAGUACAGUGGUUCAAAAUACGCUGCAUUAGUGUGACGUACGGUUGUUUCCGUUUGUGAGCAGUUUUUAAUUAUCGGACACUAACAAAAUCCCUGAUCUUUAACGCGAUUAUCGCAUCGGUAGUAUUAAAACCGCAAAGGAAACGAUGAGUUGAGUUUGACACGUCCGUCAAGUUUUCAGCAAAUUUAAGGGAAAGUUCAGGCUUUGACUUGUUGUUUCAUUUACAAAACUAUCAGUCCCUUAAUAAUAAUUUAAAAAACGCACAAAAACUGAAGCAGCCGUAGAAACUUGCACGGAAAAACCUGUCCGCUGACAAUUAUCAACCAAAAUGGCGGACGCUACGUCACUGAUAUGUCGAAGUUUUGAUGUUCAAUUGCCUAGAAUCGUUACAAUUCGCCAGCAUCAGUAAACAUCUAUUUAGCACGAAUUUAACGUUGAAAUUAAGAAAACAAAGGUAACGGUGCGUGCCCACUCGUCAAGUUGUUUUUUUUUCGUAGUAAAAAUUUUCGUUUUUGAUUUUGAGGUUAUAAAUUCAAAGGGUCGCGUUUCCAACGCGAUCCGGAUUCACUGAAUUCGCCGUUAUUACGGUUUGUAUUAGUUAGAAAAUGUUCGGGAAAGUAAAAUAUUAUGCGAUAUGCAAAAGAGAUGGCGGAUCUAGCUCUCUACGAGUUUAGUCAUUUCGAAAUAUUUUUUGGCCCGCCAUGGGAUAAUUUAACGUCGCCGUCUUGUGUCCGAUUGAAUCGACGCCGUCCCGGCACGAUGUCGUCGAAGAAGCAGGCCGCCCGGUAUAUAUUUUACAAAAAAAACGGUUGUCCUUUAUACUUCUAAAUGUCGUGUGUGUCACUUUAAGCGAUCUUAAUCGCGACGCUUCGCGCGGUUUUUCGGUUAGGAAGGUUUUCGGGGGCGUCGGACACGUAGACCUCGCGACAAGUCGCCGGGGAGGGUGAGCCUCGACGGCUUGAGUCGACCCGUCUACACGGUGGAAUCGGUCGACUGUUUUCCGCGGUACGAUCGAAAACGUGCCGGAACCGAAACACACGAUGGAUACGUGCAACGGCAGCGGCGGAAAAACGACCCGAGUCGAAUAAAAUUAGUUGCAACGCUCCAUUCCGGUCGUCGUUUCCGCGUGCGGAUCCGGCACGUGGUCACUGAUACCGCGCGAUCUGCUCCCGUCCGAUGUUCCUUAAUUUUAUCGGAGUAGCGCGCGCGUAAUCGCACGGUAGUUUUACAUGGGUUGAAUAUACGUGUAAUAAUAUCGCUUGUAGUUGGAAAGUUAUUUAUUCCAGUUGUUAAUUGAUUAAUUAUAUAAAAAAAAAUGAUGCGUGAUUGUAGGAAAAAUUGUUUAUGUUCAAUAAAAGUUAUUUACCUCUCUCA